AUGUCUCGUUCGGGAACUACUUUGUAUGUCACUGGCUUCGGCCAUGGCACUCGAGCCCGUGACCUUGCCUACGAAUUCGAACGGUAUGUGACAUCCACACCAACUGCGGCGUUAAGCUCCCGGUUUUUCGAGCUCCACCCAACGCGCGACAAUGACGCUGCGCUGCGCUCCUUCUUCCCCCCCCCUUUCGCCUUCCCUUCUAUGUCUUACUAUGGUCGCCUCGUUCGCUGUGACAUCCCGGCCCCUCGCACCCAAUCUAGCCGACUCUUCGCCUUCGUUGAAUAUGAGAGUCGCCGCGAUGCUGAUGAUGCUUACCAUGAGAUGCACAACAAACGCAUUGGCCGUGAGGAUUUGUUGAAGAUUGAGUGGGCGCGCACUCCACCUUCUGCCUCUUGGCGCUUUGACUCUGGCCGUGAUGGGCGCCGUCGUGACCGUACCCCUCCUCGUCGCGGCCGUUCCCCUUCACCCCGCCGCAGCCGUGGUGACUACUCACCUCGCCGUGAUGACCGCUAUGAGCGUGAUGAUCGUCGUGAUGACCGUGAUUAUGAUCGCCGUGACCGCGACUACGACCGCCGUGACCGCGACCGUGACCGUGACCGCGAUUAUGACCGCCGUGACCGUGACCGUUCCCGUGAUCGCUCCCGCAGCCCUGAUGAACGUGACCGCGACCCCAAGGAAGAGCGACGUGAGGAGGACCGUGAACGCCGUGAAGAGGAUCGUGAGCGCCGUGAUGAUGAGCGUGAGGCUGCCCCCGCCGAAGACGAACCUACCGACCCGCAUGGUGCCAUGCCACCCUUUGUCCUCGGUAUCAUCGGCAAUCCAGAUGCCUGC
This is a messenger RNA of Penicillium chermesinum, 831 nucleotides long. RefSeq lists its product as uncharacterized. The transcript is spliced from 5 exons. Gene Ontology annotation, cellular component: spliceosomal complex. NCBI's taxonomy places the organism in Eukaryota, Fungi, Ascomycota, Eurotiomycetes, Eurotiales, Aspergillaceae. Gene Ontology annotation, biological process: positive regulation of mRNA splicing, via spliceosome. The record is from RefSeq and is a predicted model, not a curated record. Gene Ontology annotation, molecular function: RNA binding. The annotation marks the transcript as partial.